GCCCCGCCCCGCCCCGCCCGCCGGCCCUGGCCCGGUCUCGCCUCGCCCGGGUUCGCCGCGCCACCACCGCCAGCAGCCGCAGCCGCGGAGGCAGCGGCGCGCCCCGCCACCAUGAAGGUGACCGUGGACUUCGAGGAGUGCCUGAAGGACUCGCCGCGCUUCAGGGCAGCUUUGGAAGAGGUAGAAGGAGAUGUGACAGAGCUGGAACUGAAACUUGACAAGCUGGUGAAGCUUUGUAUUGCAAUGAUUGACACUGGGAAAGCAUUUUGUACAGCCAACAAGCAGUUCAUGAAUGGAAUUCGAGACCUUGCACAAUAUUCCUGCAAAGAUGCAUUGGUUGAGACCAGUUUGAUGAAGUUCUCUGACACCUUACAGGAAAUGAUCAAUUAUCAUAAUAUUCUGUUUGACCAAAUCCAAAGAUCAAUUAAAACACAGCUUCAGACUUUCGUUAAAGAAGAUAUUAGGAAAUUUAAAGAUGCAAAGAAACAGUUUGAAAAAGUGAGUGAAGAAAAGGAGAAUGCUCUGGUGAAAAAUGCCCAAGUUCAAAGAAAUAAGCAACACGAGGUGGAGGAAGCAACCAAUAUUUUGACUGCAACUCGGAAGUGUUUUCGACACAUAGCUCUGGAUUAUGUUCUUCAGAUCAAUGUUCUUCAAUCUAAAAGGAGAGCAGAAAUCUUAAAAUCGAUGUUAUCAUUUAUGUAUGCACAUCUGGCUUUUUUCCAUCAAGGCUAUGAUCUGUUUAGUGAACUUGAGCCCUACAUGAAAGAUCUUGGUGCACAGCUGGAUCAGUUGGCUGUAGAUGCUGCGAAGGAGAAGAGAGAUAUGGAGCAAAAGCACUCCACUAUUCAGCAAAAGGCUGCUUUACAGGAUUAUUCCAGUGAUGAUACUAAACUAGAAUACAAUGUAGAUGCAGCCAAUGGCAUUGUUAUGGAAGGUUAUUUAUUCAAGCGAGCCAGCAAUGCCUUCAAGACUUGGAACAGGAAAAAGCCAGAUCACAUCAGGCGCUGGUUCUCAAUACAAAAUAACCAACUUGUGUACCAGAAGAAGUUUAAGGAUAAUCCCACAGUAGUUGUUGAAGACUUGCGGCUCUGCACAGUUAAGCACUGUGAAGACAUAGAAAGACGUUUCUGUUUUGAGGUGGUUUCUCCAACAAAGAGCUGCAUGCUUCAGGCUGACUCGGAAAAGCUGCGGCAGGCGUGGAUUAAGGCUGUUCAGACCAGUAUUGCCACAGCAUAUAGAGAAAAAGGGGAUGAAUCUGAGAAACAGGAAAAGAAAUCAUCCCCUUCCACUGGGAGCCUAGAAUCUGGGAGUGAGACAAAAGAGAAGUUGUUGAAAGGAGAGAGUGCUCUGCAGCGAGUGCAGUGCAUUGCUGGUAAUGCUGCCUGCUGUGACUGUGGUUUGGCAGAUCCUCGCUGGGCCAGUAUCAACCUGGGAAUCACACUGUGCAUCGAGUGCUCUGGGAUACACAGGAGCUUGGGAGUCCACUUUUCAAAAGUAAGAUCUUUAACGUUGGAUUCAUGGGAGCCUGAACUCCUAAAGCUUAUGUGUGAAUUGGGAAAUGAUGUUAUAAAUAGAAUAUAUGAAGCGAAGUUGGAAAAAGUGGGAGUAAAGAAGCCACAAUCUGGAAGUCAAAGGCAGGAGAAGGAGGCAUACAUCAGAGCAAAAUAUGUGGAAAGAAAGUUUGUAGAGAAGCAAGCUGCAUCAGUACCUCUGCCUGAGCCUGGAACAAAAGUUUUGCCUCCAAGUCAGGAAGAGAAAAGGCACAGUGGCCCUGAAAAAUCCUUUUUGGAAAGGGAACAAGGUGCAGCAUCCCAAAAAGCGGUUGCUGUAAGUAGCGACGAGGCGAGGCGGGAGUCUCUGUUCUGUCCUGAUGAGCUUGAUUCACUCUUCUCCUACUUUGAUACCUCUUCAAAACUCCGUAGUAUCCGAAGCAGUGACAGUGGGAUCCAGCCGAGCACUGAUGACAGCAGAGAACACCUUGCCUCUACUGUAUCAGCCAACAGUUUGUAUGAACCAGAAGGAGACAAGCAAGAGUCUCCAGUGUUCUGUGACUCCAAGCAGCCUAGUCCAGGAUUGCAGUUGUAUCAAGCUGCCUUUGAGAAAAAUCUUCCUCACAUGGCAGAAGCAUUGGCUCAUGGAGCUGAAGUAAACUGGGUCAACAUGGAAGAAGACAAAGCAACACCACUGAUUCAGGCAGUGCGAGGGGGUUCAUUGGUUACUUGUGAAUUUUUGCUGCAGAAUGGGGCCAAUGUGAACAUCCGAGACAUGAAAGGAAGGGGGCCCCUGCACCAUGCCACACUUCUGGGACACACUGGACAAGUGUGCUUAUUCCUAAAACGAGGAGCAAACCAGCAUGCCACUGAUGAAGAUGGGAAAGAUCCAUUGAGUAUAGCAGUGGAAGCUGCAAAUGCAGAUAUUGUAACACUGUUGCGUUUAGCAAGGAUGAAUGAAGAAAUGCGGGAAUCAGAAGGACUCUACGGGCAGCCAGGAGAUGAAAUUUAUCAGGACAUUUUUCGUGAUUUUUCUCAAAUGGCAUCAAAUAAUCCAGAGAAGUUAAACCGCUUCCAGCAGUCAGAUUCCCAGAAGUCUUAAGUGUCAAGAAGGAAAAGAACCUGAAGCUUGUAGUGCAAGUCUUUUUUUACUUUAACAGAAUGAAUUGUAUGCAUUUUGUUAGAUAGUUUGGAUAAAAUGACCACUCCAAUGUAGCUUUAGAUUGUGGUAGCUGGGGAAGUGUAUGAGUUGGUUUAUGUUCUCCAGUACAUAUACCUCAGCAGCUGAAGAUUUUCAAGCCCCUGAGUCCCUGCUAGCUGAGUGUAAAGCAGCCCCUGUUCCACGGCCAGGCUUGCAGCUGGCGCUCGGGGGUGGCAGAGCGGGGCUGGAGCGCUGCGGGCUCCGGCUGCAGGGCACUCCCAGCAGCUCUGCUGCCCAGGCCAGCACCGUCAUCUGUCCCCCCGUCGCCAUAAAGAAUGUGCCUCUGACAAGAAGGUCUGGGUUGCAUUUUCUGGGACUGUUUGGAAGGGAAUUUGGACAACGAUUUACUGAGUUGUCCUUCCAUUUGUGGGACUGCAGCUCAACAGAUUCUCUUGUUCCUGCAGUGACUCUGGUUAGAGGUAGGCUGUUCUUAGCAGAUGUGGUAACUCCUGCUCUUUUGCAAGCUCUUUCACAGUGGAAGCUCUAGCACCAGGCUGGCCUUUAUGCUAGUGACUGCAGGUCAGUCACAAAGGGAUAUAUCCUGGGGACCAAAUUCCUAAGAGCAGUCUAUUUUCCUUUUUUUUCUUUUCCUCUUAAAUUAAACUCUCAGUGCAGCAAGUAUCCUGCUAAAUGAGCAUGUGGAACCUUUCAUGAAAAAUAAACAAUCCUUUUGGACAUGAUGUGGGGUUUGUUUGUAGUAUUUUGACGUGAAAACUUGAAAUUUGAGACAUGAAAGUAAAUAUUGAGCCAACAAAGUUUGUGUAGAAUAGUUGUACAAAGGCUAUUUCUACUUUUAGCUGUUCUCACUACAAGCCCUAAGCUCAGUAUAAAAGUCUCAUGUCUUGCAGCCGCUCUAAGUUUAGGGCAAUCAAUCCCUUCUAUCAGGAAGCAGUAGCCCUUGUAUAAUUUGCAAUGAUGUGUAUGUUUAUGUGUUGCCUAAACUAAGGUGAGCACAGGAAAAACUAGAAUUUCAGUGCAUAUUUCUCUCAAGUAAUGAAUGAGCACAGUCUCCAACUGUGUUGUGAGUGCAGCAAGACAAUUUGCUUUAUGCAGUAGUGAGCCCCACUCUGCCCUUGUCCAUGUAUAAAUGGUGUCUCUAGAUAUAUGCUUAUAUAUCAGGUUAUUUAUACCUAGAUAAUAAUCCUCUUGAACAUCAAAUCAGCAGAUGCAAUUCUUUAUCCUCUAUUUGUCUGCCCUAUGGAGACAGCUGAAGCAGAGUUUUGAGGUGACAUAGCAUCAAUGUGAGUUUUCAGUAAUCCUAACAGCUGUGGCAUUGUUAACCUGCUGUUUAAGUGUAUUUAGGAAAUGAAUUGGCUUUUCUCCAUGGAAAGAUAAGCAAAACUGGGAUAAAACAAAUUGAAAUCUGCAAACUAUGGUAAAGUUAAACUUUCUGGCAUGUUAAGUUUUAAGAAGGUAUUUCAAACAUUUAUAAUUUUGCAUCAAAUGUGUAAUAGUCUGCAUAUUAUUAUUGCUACAAAAUUAGUAGUGUUGUAGAAGUGUCCAGAAUAAUCUUACAAGACAGUUCUUGCUUUGUAUGUGGUCUGAUUAUGGUAGGAAGAGCAGAUUCUGCCCACUUAAAGUGCACAUUUAGUCUGAAUAAUAAGAAACUUAAGAAUAUCACCUGUAAGCAGUAAUUUUUAGUAAGUUGGUUUUUAAAUAGCUGCCUAUGAAAUGAUAAUAUACUUCCUAAUCAGCAGUAUUUACCAGCAAAUGGGUGUUUUAGUAGAUCUUAGAGAAAGUAAAAUUCCUGGUAUACAGAUGGGACAAUGUAAGAUAUGACUGCAUAAUAUACACCUUAGACAUAGGUUUUUCUAGAUGUUUAUCUUUCCCAGCCUGGCUGGCAGGCAGUGUGAUUUGCUGGGAUGUAAAGCUGCCUAAAGCUUAGUAGUGGCAUAAUUGCUGUCUCAGUCCAGGCUGCUGGAGAACAGGUCUGAGAGACUUAUUUCAAAUCUUCACAGGUGACUUCCUCCCUGGCCACAAAAUCUCUGUGACAAAUUCUGCAGGAUGAUUUCUCUUGACUAAGAAGUUGCUUCCCUGCAGCUCUGCACAUCCAUGUGUUGUGUUCCUGACUCUCAUCUGUCUGGGAAGCCGUGUCGAUCUGUCUGUGCUAAAGGAUGAAUCCCACCUGACUGACAGGCAGUGUGACUUGUCAGGAGCACUGGAGUUUCAAUGGCUUAGGGAGUAGGUGUGUCACUUGUGAUCCUCAGCCUUGUUCCCCUGUCCUUUCGGGUAUGGUAGAAUGGCCAGUAUAAACUGCACUCAGUUAAAGCCUUUUCCAGGUCAGGGGCAAUGGUAACAUGUUGCUUAUCAGCAGAAAUGAAUGUACCAUUAAGUUGGAUGGCUCAGUCUCACCAGGCUCUGGCAGGCUCCGUGUUCCAGGGCCUCUGUGACUCACAGAUUCAGCCUUCAGUAGUGUGAUAAUCACCACAGCUCUGAAGAUCUGGGUUCCAUAUUGAGUUUUGACUCAUGCUGAUAUUCUGCUCAUCAAUAUUAGGAAACUUCGAUCUCUGUUACAAAGGUAGUCUAAGUGGAAUAGUAGACAGUAAGGUUCCAUGUGGGUUAACAUCUUGUGCUUUGUACCAGGCAAUGGGAAGGUUGAAUUCCAGUUCACGUUUCUCUUUAGGUGUGAAAUAUAGUAGUGAGGGACAAAGCAGAAGAUUCCUAACACAUUUUAAAACCAUCUUUCACAUGUAUUUUUAGUAAUUUUCUAUAUUAGAUAGCCCAUUGAAGGAUAGUAUGAUAUCUUUCCUAUUUAUAGAUCAUGUGUUCCAAAAGUUUCUUGGAACUCAACUUACAUUCUAAUGCAUCUUGAUUUCAGAGGUGUAAUGUGGGUCCACUGCACGUUGGUUAAAACAGUGUCUGUGGUGGCUCUUUAGUGGUAUCAAUUGUUUUGACUGUUCAUAAGAUUUCAUGUUUUAUGUUAGUGUCACUACAGUGCAUAUAAACUUAAAUUUCUGAAUUACCAUAUUGAAUUAUGCCACUACCUGUGUUAGACAGUUGGAAUUUGAUCACAUGAAUUUGGGUGAAGGUGAAUUUGGAUUGUAGAGGUAUUUCUUUGCUUUCACAAACAGCCCACAUUGCAAUCGGAUGGAUAUGUGUUCCAGGUGCUCAUUAGUACAUUGUGGACUUGAGCCUCUCUGCCCAUUAGGAUCUCAUCCAGGAAGUCACUGCUAUCAGUGGCAGUCUUUCAAUGAUUUUGGAGAUUUUGGAUUGUACCAUUCGUGGCUUUUAAUGUUACAGUGCUAAAGGAUCCUGUAUUAAUACUGCAUUUUUCACUCUGUGGGGUUUUAUAUUUUACCUGUUUGUAUACUGAGCUGAAAUAGUUUUAGAAAAUGCAACCAGACCUUCCAACUGCUGUCAGCAAAUCCCUGUACAAGAGGAAAUUUCUCCUGUUUUGCAUUAUGACAUCAGUACACAUGUGUUGUCUGAAUUACUAGGUCUCCUGGAUAGAGCAUAAACUUUGUAGCACUAAACUAAAAAGGUGAGAACUAGAACUAGCGGAGGGUUGGUGUCAUGUUUCCAGGACUUCGGUGCUUCUCUGCAGCCAUCUGUUUUAAAUUGUGAAUGUUACCUCUGCUGCUUCAUCUUGAGAAUCUCAAAUAACACAGUGACUAUGAAACGACCCUUUGAUGAAACUGCAAAUAAUAUGUAAGUACAAAGGACAUGAUAUUUUUACAGUAUCAAAAGGACUUAGCUGAUUAUUCUGAUUCUUCAAUACACAAAGUAUUUUGAGAAUCAAUUUUUCAGGCUACAAUCUCUGCCCCAUUCAUUAUGGACACUUUUUCCCAAGUUGGAGUUUGUAGCUUGUGCAUCCUGACAGCCAACAUGCCUUGCUCCUGUGCUUACACAAAGGCACGGUUUUAAAACAGGGACAACUCUGGAGAGGCACUACUGGGGAAAAGGAUGAGUGUACCACUUUGGUAUAUACCCUUUCAUGUGCUCGCUUUAUCUUUCUGCAUACAGUAUUUUCUUGUUUCUCUUCCCAUGGAAGGAGAUGACAGAGGAGGAAAAAUUCCACUCACUUUUCUGUUAGGAGCCUAAGUUUUCCACGUUUUGACAGAAAUCGCCAUUAAAUCAUCGUUUCCUCAAGCAGAGACGUUACUUUCUCCGAAGUAAUGAACUUUUUUUUUCCCUCCACGCGUUCCUCUGUACUCGGUGUUUUUUAAGCAUUCCAGCAGUAAAAUGUAAAAAAAACCCUUCCCCCCCUUUAGCUGUAAUUGUACAGACUGUAUACUCCGCCCUCCUUCGCGUUAUGUACGGCUGUAGACUUUGUAUCUCAAACGUG
Motacilla alba alba is the source of this 6976-nucleotide messenger RNA. It is a transcript of the gene ACAP2, whose product is annotated as ArfGAP with coiled-coil, ankyrin repeat and PH domains 2. The transcript is spliced from 26 exons. The record is from RefSeq and is a predicted model, not a curated record. Bases 112 to 2592 code for a protein of 826 amino acids. Lineage: Eukaryota; Metazoa; Chordata; Aves; Passeriformes; Motacillidae. Gene Ontology annotation, molecular function: GTPase activator activity; protein binding. Gene Ontology annotation, cellular component: endosome membrane; cytoplasm.